This is a messenger RNA of Grus americana (Whooping crane), 5293 nucleotides long. RefSeq names its product LIM domain only 4 (gene LMO4). Bases 716 to 1249 code for a protein of 177 amino acids. The record is from RefSeq and is a predicted model, not a curated record. Lineage: Eukaryota; Metazoa; Chordata; Aves; Gruiformes; Gruidae. The transcript is spliced from 4 exons.
CGGCGGGCUGACGGCGGAGCCGAGCCGGAGUGUAGUUGGGAUUCUGCUCUGUCAGUAACACAUGUGUGAGGGGCAGUGGGGAGUACACGCACGCACACACACACACACACACACACACGCGCGCGCGCGCAGGGACACACGCAUUCACACACGCACUCACACACUCACGCAGGCAGAGGGGCCUCCUCCCGCGUCCUGCCAGCGCCGCCGCAGGAUCCCCGGCAGCAGCUCCGCGCCCGGCCCCGCUCAAACUCGCCGCCUCUCGCCCUCUCCUCUGAGGCGCUUCGGCGGGCCGCGGCCGGCCGGCUCCACGCCGCGGGAGGCUCGGGAGCCGCCACAGCCCAGAGAAGGGGGCGGAGGUGGGGGGGCGGGGGGGGAAGCGGUACAAAGUGAAGCCACAUUGCCAAACUUACCCGGCGAUUGCAGCAGCGAGUGGCGGCGCCCUGCGUGUGCAGCUCAGCGGCAGGGACUGAGCUCUGCAGCUCCCCUCCCGGGAAGCGGGAGCUGGAGGAAGGACCCAGGCAGACGCCUCUCAUAGAAAUAUCUAUAUUUUUCCAGCCUGGGCUGCCCCUUACCGGGCGGGGGGCUCCCUCCAGCGCUCCCGAAAGCCAGAAAGAGGGCGAGCGCUGUGUUUGUUUCUUUGCAAGGAGACCACCUCAGGCACCCCGAGCGACGUUGCUCCCCGGCCUUUUGCAAUAUAGAGGGGAAGCAGGCCAUGGUGAACCCCGGCGGCAGCUCGCAGCCGCCCCCGGUGACGGCGGGCUCCCUCUCGUGGAAGAGGUGCGCCGGCUGCGGGGGGAAAAUUGCCGACCGCUUCCUGCUCUACGCCAUGGACAGCUACUGGCAUAGCCGCUGCCUCAAGUGCUCCUGCUGCCAGGCCCAGCUGGGGGACAUCGGCACCUCCUGCUACACCAAGAGUGGCAUGAUCCUCUGCAGAAACGACUACAUCAGGUUAUUUGGAAAUAGCGGUGCUUGCAGUGCCUGUGGACAGUCCAUUCCUGCUAGUGAGCUGGUCAUGAGGGCGCAGGGCAAUGUCUAUCAUCUUAAGUGUUUUACAUGCUCUACCUGCCGGAAUCGCCUGGUCCCCGGAGAUCGGUUUCACUACAUCAAUGGCAGUUUAUUUUGUGAACAUGAUAGACCUACAGCUCUCAUCAAUGGCCAUUUGAAUUCACUUCAGAGUAAUCCACUACUGCCAGACCAGAAGGUGAAUACUCCACAAUUACUAAUAAGCUUUAUUAGGGCUAAAUGAAGAUCAAUUUCUUUGCGUUCUAAUAGUGGACGUUUCCCACCCCUGCAAGGAGACCUUUAAGUAACUGAACUUACCUUAAAUAACUUAGGCAUGGGUUAUGGGGAGAAAAUACUGACCUUUUAAAUAUGACAUAUAGGGUGAGUCAGUUUAUUUUGGUUUGGGCAUGUGCAUCUGUACAGCUGUUGAACUCCUUGUAUACAAAGCGAAAUGGAGAGCAUAUGUUAACAUGAACUCUUAACAAAGAGAACUAUUUUUAUUUUAUAAUCUUGAAAUUAAGGGCUACAAGAGAGCAGGUUUCUGUGGAAGGAAAAUUAGAUCCUUUAAUAUGGAAAUGUCUUGUGAAGAGAAGGUUCCUGAACUAAACCAAAUGUAUUUCACUUUAAUAUUAAGGUUUUAGUUGAGGAAGCAUGCUGGGGUACUCUUUCAGAAGUAUUUUCUUGUCUGUUUGUAUGUCAUAACUCAGAUUUAAAAACCGAAGUGCUAUUUUCUUAUCGCUCCAUAACACUAGUAGCUCAACUGGAGAUUGUUUAUCUCUGUGGUUGAUAGCUCCUGGUUUCUAGCUAAAUGAGUAAAUAAUGACUAUACAAAUCAUAUGGAGGAGAAGAAGAAAAAAAAAAUAAUUCUGAUCAACAGUUGUCCUGUAACUCUGAAACUAGAUAGUUUUAGAUCUAUUUUAAUCUCCUUAAUAAGUCCUAAAGCUAUGCAAGUGAGUGCAUUUUGAUAACUGCUGUGCCUAAUUUGUAACAAUUACUGUCAACCUUGAGUUAAGAGACUGUUCAUUCCACCCUGGUCCAGAAAAGAGUGAAUGUAUGACUCUUGCACAUAAUUUUAUUCACAUCAUAUUUCAUACUGAUUAUGUAUUGAUGACAUUGAUUCAUUUACUCUUUACAGCGCCACUUGCAUGGAUAUUAAAUCUUAUUGACCACAGAUGAAUUUUAAUUUCAGAUUGGUGAUAGAUUUUUCCAUCAGCUCUGAUAGUAUAUUUGACUUUUUCAUCAUUAACCCAGGCAAUCACACAGCACUGAGUUAUUGCAAUGAAACAAAAAGUGCACACUUCAGUUGGUAAUUCUUUAUAGAUUUACAAUAGGAACUUCAUUAAUGUCUGUAAGGAUCACAAAAAAUAACAUUUAUCUGCAAAUAGGAAUUUGGAAGAUUAAAAAAAUCUGGGACAAAUGCGAGGCUGAUCUAUUCUGUAAUGUACAGAAUAAUUUUUAGUGCUUUUACUUAGUGGAGAAAUAUGUCCAAGAAACACAAACUGUUUUUUAAUUUCUGUGAUUUUUUUUUUGUUGUGUUGCUACAUUUUAAUAUCUCUGUUUGCUUUUUUUUCUGUGCAUAAAUUUACUGAUUAAUUUUAAGUAUUCUUUCAAGUCUUAUACAGUGAAUGUAAUUACAUCAAAAUAAAACACGGACCUUUUUUAUUUACUUAAUUUGUCAAUCGAGGUGAUGAGGGAGUUGAGUACAAAAGUCCUAUAUAGUUAGGCAGAACAAAGAUAAUUAAGAUUGGAGGAGAAUGUGCAGCCUCUUCUCAAGGAAGUACAAAUACAGUUAAAGAUUCAUAGAUUUAUACUGUUGUGAAUUUUAAUGAAACAAAUCUGUAAUAUAGACUAGCUAGCAGUGAAUCUGUUAAGUGAAUAUUUGUAGGUAUCCCAUUUCAAAAUAUAGGUAAAACCAUUCAUCUUUAUACACUGCAGUAAAGGUUUGCCAUUCUGAGAGAGCGGUUUAUCCACUUAUCUUCUAUGAAUGUAAAGUUUAAUGUAACUUCAAAUAGGCGUCUAAAUUGUCAUUUAGUUUUAUCAGUUUCUUGCUAUGCCUUAGGAAAACAUAAAAAUGAUUUAGUUGCAAUAAAAGCAGUAGAUAUGAUGAGGAACAUAGAACAUGGAAAAGAGAAGUAAAAUUGGACUGGGCUUGCAGAGCUCACGACUGUAGGCACCUGGUAGAACCUAAAUGCAGUGAAAAUAGAACAGUUUUUAAUUAGUUCUGUCAGUGAUGAGGCAUAUGAAGAGGUGUUAGGGAGAAGAUUAGGGGGAGAGAUAACAGUUUGGGGUUUUUCUCUUUAUAACGUAAUCUCUUUAGAAAAUGGUGUAAGUUCUCCUACCAGUUGUCAAAGGGGAAUUGUGGAGCACCUGAACCUAGAAAACUGAAAUAUAGUUGAGGAGACCAUUUGGUAAUUCAUAGACUUGUCAGGUUUCUGGAUUUUUGGAAGCUACAGGGGCAGAUGCCAGAAGAGUCGCAUUUUGUAUGUUGGCUUUUUAACAGUCUAAAGAUGUUUACAUCAGACGUUUUCCAGAAGGCUGUGUGGUUUAGGGCCACUAAUUAAAAAUGUUCUUCGACUAUGACAGAGUUGGCUGUAACAGAUACUCUUUAUUAAACAUUAAAGAUCAAUCAGUCUCCAGGUUAUUCUACCACUAGAGAUGAUAGACAUAGCAGAAUAUUCAUGGGGGUUUUUAUUGAACUGAAGAGAUUGAGACAUAACUCCCAGCAUUAAAACACAUUUUUGUUGUGUAUGUGAGGGUGACAGUUACAAGGUCACUGUUGUCUUAAUAUAGUUUACAGGUUAACACCUACUGGUGAUUGGUGCAGACAGACAGGGCUGCGUGACCUAACUUGGUUUAAAAACUUGCUUUUGUUUUUAAGGAGGCAAAUGCUGGCUAUUCCUGCCUUUUGCCUCCCGGAGGCAAUUCACACACAUAAAUUAUCAUUUCCUAUCACUUGCUAGGUAGCGUGAAAACCCCUGUUUUAUCUAAACUCCGUACUGCUUGCCUGCAGAGUGCAAACUUAGUUUGUGAUGUCCCGUGUGCCGUUACAUUAGAAGGGCCUGUAUUGUCAAGAAUGGGGUUUUUUGCUAGCGGUAGUAUUCCUGUAGAAGUUCUUGUUUGCAACAGUAUUAACCAUCUACUAAAACUGUCAAUUUUCCACCAGUUGGCAGUGUUGGUAGCAAACGCUUGUCUUCAGCAUCUAUACUUUUAAAUAAAGUAUGAGUUAGAUUAUGUCUCUCAGAGAAGAUCUUAAAAAUCUUCUGGUUUACAUAUCACUCAACAAUUCCCUUGUAGUUACAUAAUUGGUGUUGUCUGUGUCCAUAGUAGAAGAUAUUUGAUGCUCAUUUAUUAAAUAUGCUUGCUGGCUGCUCCCUAAUCUUUGUUCUGGACAGACAAAUUACCUUUCUCACACUGAGCUCCAGCUCUGGGGAAUUAAACCUCCAAGCCUCUACUACUUUAAUUAGCUUGAAAGUGGGGGGUUGCAGUUACUAAUAGACCUCAGGCUUUUAGUAACUUAGAGAAAGGGUGAAAAAAGAACUUCCUGGGAAGCGCAAAAUGUCAUUUAAAAACAAUAAAAUUCUAAUAUAUAUUAUUUCAUUUUGGUAAUUGCAAACAGAUUGUAUUUGAAGACUAUGGAUGAUAAUUUCUAUUUUAUCCAUGAAAGUUUAGAUUUUUAUUGAGUUAGACACUUUUAAUUAUCACAAUUCAUUAACACCAGUGUGAAAGCACAUGUUUGACUUCAUAUAUUAAAAUGUUUAUGUAACAUUAACUAACACACCAGAUGAGGAAUUUUAAAUGGGGGGGAAAAAUCCUGAAAUAUCUAUAUUUAGCUCUUGUGCAAUGCAGCAUAUUAACCAAAGUUGCCUUGGGAGGAUAUUGGCUGUACUUCUUAUUUGCUUUACACACUAUUUCUUCCAAUUAUAAGAUCAUAUUACUAGCUUCUUCAAAGGCAUGGCAUAAUGUUUCUUCCCUUUUAAAAGGGGCCCAGAAAAACCACCUUAUUCACUGUACGAUUUGUUACCCGAAAGUACACUUAUUUAUUGUUGUCGUCUCUUUUUUUUUUCCCGUCUGCUCUUUUCAGUAGUGAAACUGCAGAAAAUGUUUGCGCUUUGCUAUUUGAAGUUGAAACAUUAGCAGUAUGAAUGGAUAGUGUAGAAAGCCUUAAUCAAAUCACAGUUGGAAAGUAAUCUAAUAAAAAAGAGAUUAGUGAAUAAGGAAAAGACAAAAGCAGUCAUGUUGUAGUUUCCUAUCUCAAAUUUAGUAUUCUAGCUAAGAUACCCAUUUUUAU